Molecule: messenger RNA, 792 nt
Organism: Meira miltonrushii
Lineage: Eukaryota; Fungi; Basidiomycota; Exobasidiomycetes; Exobasidiales; Brachybasidiaceae
Product: putative 60S ribosomal protein L38
Exons: 2
Coding region: 55-306 (83 amino acids)
Biological process (GO): protein-RNA complex assembly; translation
Cellular component (GO): ribosome; cytosolic large ribosomal subunit
Molecular function (GO): structural constituent of ribosome
Source: RefSeq, a predicted model, not a curated record
CUUGAACCUUUCAAGCUUGCUUCACCAUCACAUUCUCGGUCAAAUAUAAUCAAAAUGCCUAAGCAAGUGACCGACAUUAAACAUUUCCUUGAAAUCGCAAGGAGAAAGGACGCCAGAUCCGCUCGUGUCAAAAAGACUGUCAAGACAUCCGGCGGUUCUCAAACCAAAUUCAAGAUCCGUUGCUCUCGUUACUUGUACACCUUGGUCGUUGAUGAUGCUGAAAAGGCAGAAAAGCUUAAACAAUCCCUGCCACCAGGAUUGAACGUUCAAGAUAUCGGUGUUAAGGCCAAAUCUGCACGCAAGUAAGCGCGAGAACCUAAAACGCUUCUUAUGGGUUGGAUCGCCUCCCACAUCAUUCACACGGUAUUCAUCGCUUCACACAGCCAAAGCCAGCUUACCGUGAUGUACUAUCGACCACAUCUUGUCAAUUAGCAAUCACAUAUACUCAUUCACACUGAGAAAGGGGUGGGGUUCCCGUAAGGGGUGCGUGUGCUGAGGUUGUGGAAAGGAUUGAUAAAUUGUGCUAAUAAUGCUACAUGGUACAUAUGAUUGAGGCAGAGGGAAAACAGUGUAGUAUUCAUCGAAUCUUUCUGUGGUCGAAGAAAGUCUGUUUAGAGAAGAAUGAUGAGUUAGUAAUAAUGACAUUAUCUUGGCUGUCUGGCUGGCCAGGAACUCACUCUCAAAUGUGUUGCUUGCCAUGCGCAUGUGGCUACCAAGACAACAGCUUGUACGAUACUCCAAAACAAAGCACGAGUAUUUGUCUUUUCACUUGCAUUCCUAAAGUCAAUCUCU